UUUAAGUUAAGUAAAAAGAAACUAAAAGCAUAAAAGGGGCCAUAUUUUCACUGAUCUUCAACCCUUAGGGUUUGAUCAUGUUUUAUUUAUCACUGUCGCUGGUACCAGAAAGCAGCAUCAGGAAGCAGUUUACUGAGGUAACUGUUAUUAUGACUGUUUUCACUCAUGGAGAAUCAUUUCCCUUGUCUUCACAGGAGGAUGGAGAACCAUCCUGAUGGACCUCAGGGUCAGGAAGCUAUGCAGAGCCUUCUGUGUAGGGUCAGGGAUAGAAUUGCCUCUAUCCUUAACAGACAACCCAUUGACUUUGAAUACCUGCAAUUUGUUUGUGCUCAGGAGCUGCAGUUUGUCCGAGCUGGGGCAUCAUAUUUGAACAUUCCGGAGAGUGUUUUAGCUGGUAUACAGCAGCUGUCCGAGAUUGUCGGCAGCUAUCUGUCACAGAGGGUCAUCCCACCACUAUUUAAUGAUAUAGCUGUGACUGAGUUAAGAGGCUGUGUGGGACGACCGCAGAUAACCAUAGAAAGCCAAACUCUUCUAAAUCUGCUUAGCACUGGGUUACCCCUGACAUCUUUGUCUGACCUCCAUGGGAUUUCCAGGUCAACUUUGUACAGAAGGAUGAAACACCAUAAUCUUUCUGUCAGGAAAUGUUAUUCUGACAUAACAGAUGAUGUGCUGGAUCAGAAAGUUAGGUCUAUUAAAGCACACAUGCCCCAUGCAGGUUAUAGGCUUGUUAAAGGCUCUCUUCAAGCAUCAGGGCAUCGCGUUCAGUGGAGACGAGUUAAGAGGUCAUUGCAGCGUGUGGAUGGUGCUGGAGUCAUUUCCAGGAUGGUUCAGCUGUCUUGCAUUGCCAGACGGACAUAUUGUGUUCCUGCUCCCUUGUCUCUUGUCCAUAUUGACACAAACCACAAAUUGAUAAGGUACAACAUUGUGGUUUUUGGAGCGAUCGAUGGCUUUUCACAGAAGAUCUUUUACUUGGAUGCAGCUGGGAAUAACAAAGCAGAAACAGCUUUUGGAUUUUUCAUGGAGGGCGUGCAGAAACACGGAUGACCAUCCAGGCAAGUGCUCAGAAAUAGUACGAGCAGAUCAAGGUGUUGAAAAUGUAGACAUCACUAGAUGCAUGUUUACAGUACGAGGAACAGGUCGUGGCAGUUUCAUUGCAGGAAAAAGCGUCCAUAACCAGAGAGUGGAACGGCUAUGGAGAGACCUUUGGAGCGUCACAUGUCAGUACUACAAUGUACUCCACAGUUUGGAGGAAGAGGGAUUUGUUGACCUCUCCAAUGCUGUCCACCUCUACUGUGUUGGACAUGUCUUCAUACCACGGCUCCGAACAGAUCUGCAUCACUUUACAGAGAGCUGGAACUGCCACCCGUUGCGCACAGAGGGAAAUCUGUCACCAAAUCAACUCUGGAUGAUAGGGAUGCUACAAGCACCCAUGCCAGAGCCAGACCUGGUAGAGAUCCAGCAAGCUGAAGAGCAGCCCCCUUGUGACCAUGACACCAGUGAACAUGGGGUCAUUGUACCAGAAAUGCAAUGCCCCCUGCCAGAGGAAAGACUUGCGGCACUACAGGAAAUAAAUCCCACUGCUGAGUCCUCAAGCUUUGGUCGGGACAUCUACUUGCUAGCUCUCAAUGUUGCCUGUGGUGUCUAAAGGUGCGGAUCAAAAUAAAUUCACAUUUGAUUCACA
Messenger RNA from Notolabrus celidotus (New Zealand spotty), 1681 nucleotides. RefSeq lists its product as uncharacterized. NCBI's taxonomy places the organism in Eukaryota, Metazoa, Chordata, Actinopteri, Labriformes, Labridae. The record is from RefSeq and is a predicted model, not a curated record. The transcript has 7 exons. The coding region runs from base 944 to 1645 and encodes 233 amino acids.